AAGAUCUUAGAAAUAUAUGGUCUCACACAGUUGAUAUUGCAAAAGAAGGUUUGGAUAAUCUAUUAAAAGAGUCAAAGACAUCAGUACAAAAAUAUUUAGAUAAUAAUAUUCACAUAAGCCAUGAUAAAUAUGGUAAUCAAUUGUUUGUAUAUGAUGAAAUUUGGAAUGAAUAUAUUUCGAGAUUUUUUAAAGAAGUAGCAAUUGAAGAAGUAGAAUACACUAAUACGUUUUUUAGUUUAAUUAAUGAUAAACAUACCCUUGAUGAUAUAUUAAAAUUUAUUUAUUCAUUCUUAGAAUAUUUUGAAAUAUUAAAAAAAAUACUACAAGAAGAAUACCACGAAGAACUCCUUCGAACAAUUGUAGAAAACUUGAAUGAGAAAAAAUGA
Messenger RNA from Plasmodium gaboni, 386 nucleotides. Its product is annotated as exported protein (PHISTa). The transcript has a single exon. NCBI's taxonomy places the organism in Eukaryota, Apicomplexa, Aconoidasida, Haemosporida, Plasmodiidae. The record is from RefSeq and is a predicted model, not a curated record. The annotation marks the transcript as partial.